Molecule: messenger RNA, 603 nt
Organism: Elephantulus edwardii (Cape elephant shrew)
Lineage: Eukaryota; Metazoa; Chordata; Mammalia; Macroscelidea; Macroscelididae
Gene: IL25
Product: interleukin 25
Exons: 3
Coding region: 1-603 (200 amino acids)
Cellular component (GO): extracellular region
Molecular function (GO): cytokine activity
Source: RefSeq, a predicted model, not a curated record
AUGUACAAGAAACCAGGAUCUCAGGGAGCAGCUAGGGGAGUGGUUGAUGGGGAGGAAGGGCCCAGAACAUGUGUGAGCAGUUCUCUAACUGGCCUUUACCUACAGGUGGCUGUAGUCCUGGCAGUGGUCAUGGGAAGCCAUACCUUCCAUUUACGACUCCAAAGGGACAGCUCCCGUCCCAGAUGCUGCUCCAACAAAGGACAGGAAUUCUUGGAGGAGUGGCUGAAGUGGAACCCUGUGGUGGCAAUCCCUCCAGAGACUACUAGCAUCUCACAUCAUGCAGAGUCCUGCCAGUCCAGUGAGGAAGGCCCCCUGAACAGCAGGGCCAUUGCCCCCUGGAGAUAUGAGUUGGACAGAGAUGAGAACCGGCUCCCCCAGGACCUGUACCACGCCCGCUGCCUGUGCCCACACUGUGUCAGCCUACAGACCGGCUCCCACAUGGACCCCCGGGGCAACUCAGAGCUGCUCUACCACAACCAGACAGUCUUCUAUCGGCGGCGGUGCCAGAACCAGCAAGGUGCCCAUGAUGGCUACUGUCUGGAGCGCAAGCUCUACCCUGUGUCCUUGGCCUGUGUGUGUGUGAGGCCCCGCGUGAUGGCCUAG